AAAAUUACUCCACAAACCGAUAUGCCUAAUAAAGAAGCGCGUGGGCGCGACGCAUAGUAAUUAGCAAACCUUAAUCCCCCUACGCCUCUCCUCUCUCUAUAUAAACGACUAAAAUCUCGACCACCCAAAACAAAACAAGUCCAACACGCAGAGCAAAUUAAAAACACUAUUGCCAGUCAUGUCAAACGGCUACAGCCACUCCCCGCCGCCGGUCCACCUCUGCUUCUUCCUCGUCAUCCUCUUCAUGUUCGUCGGAAUCACGUGGUACAUCAACUACGAGUCCAUCUUCGAGGGGCUCUUCGAUCAGAUCAAGCUGCUCCUGAUGGUGUCGCCGCUGCUCCUCCUCCUCGCCGUGCAUUUUCUCUCCGCCUUCGACGCCUCCUUCUUCUUCAUCCCGCUGCCGGAGCAGGACUCCUUCCACCGCGCCGGCGGCACGCCCUGGGGCGUCGGCCUGCUUCUCGUCCUCCUCUUCUUCAUGAUCUCUUAUCAGUCCGAUUUUCGCGACCGCUGGUUUCCGCUGCUUAGUUGAUGCCUACGCGACGUCGUUUUUGCUUACUUGAUUAAUCAUAACUAUCAUCGCCAUCUUUUUAUGUGUAUAUUGUACAUCUUCUUGGUUGGGGUGUUUAUCUUUUUUCUACUUUUUUUUGGUGUCUACUUAGCUUUCUAAUUGUUAACGAGGGGAAGAUUAGAGCUAAUGACGUAUUAUAUAUUCUAAUACAUGUUAUUAAUUGGAUUAAUUGCACCAAAA
Molecule: messenger RNA, 748 nt
Organism: Salvia miltiorrhiza (redroot sage)
Lineage: Eukaryota; Viridiplantae; Streptophyta; Magnoliopsida; Lamiales; Lamiaceae
Exons: 1
Coding region: 179-529 (116 amino acids)
Source: RefSeq, a predicted model, not a curated record